Vitis riparia (riverbank grape) is the source of this 2473-nucleotide messenger RNA. Its product is annotated as serine/arginine-rich splicing factor RS31. Lineage: Eukaryota; Viridiplantae; Streptophyta; Magnoliopsida; Vitales; Vitaceae. The transcript has 5 exons. Gene Ontology annotation, molecular function: RNA binding. Bases 1422 to 2096 code for a protein of 224 amino acids. Gene Ontology annotation, biological process: mRNA splicing, via spliceosome. The record is from RefSeq and is a predicted model, not a curated record. Gene Ontology annotation, cellular component: nuclear speck.
UUCUGUGGGAACUUCGAGUACGAGACAAGGCAAUCGGAUUUGGAGCGUUUGUUCUCCAAAUAUGGAAGGGUCGAGCGUGUUGAUAUGAAAUCUGGUAGCAUGUUUACUUGAUUUUAGCAUUUGAUUUUUGGAACGAGUAUCAUUCUUGCGUCUUAUUCUUUAGUUCUGCUCUGAUGUUUUGAUAUCCAUGCUAAGACGCUGACUCGGAAAAUCCUCUUAUGGGUUUGGAUUCCAAUGGGAAAUUUAGAAGUUAGGAUGGUGGGAACAUGGUAUCCUGGCUUAUUUCACUCUUUUAACAUUCCAUUAGCCGAAUAAUCAAAUCGGGUGUUGUAUCAAUAGAUGGCAUCUACAUGUUUACUUCCCAUGUUGGAGGUUUAAAUCUAUUCCUUGCGAUAAUCAACUUUGUAUGCUCAGUCUUUGUGGGUGGUUGUUCUGUUAUCGGGCGUGAAACAAUACUACUGCCCAUUUGUUAAUCAAUCCCUGAUGCAAUUUUGAAUGAAAAUUAUUAUUAUUUUUUUACAUUUUUACUUCUAAAUUGUCUACAUUCUGUUCACGCCCUAGAGCUAUUUACCUUUAAAUAUUUAUUUUCUAUUUUGGUUUUACACGAAUUAUGUAUCAAAUUUAUUGUAUGAAAUUUUAUCUUCAUGUUAUGAAUGUCUUCUUUGUGGAUCAGCUUUGGUUACCCUAUUCUAGUUUCUUUACCCUUUUUUGCCUCCCAUCCUACUUGUUGGAUGAUCAACUAUAAUGUGAGCUGUGGGUUACAGGGGUGCAUUUUUUUAGUUGCGGACAUGCAUUCAAUUAAAAGAAAGAAGUGUACUAACACAUUGAUUUUCUAAUUAAGUCAAAAUUAUUGUUGAAACACGGGUUCCUUGGAUAUGGAUAUAUGGCUACUGAUGUAGUGUGUGUAUCCGAUAUCUGUAUCUUGGCGGGAAUUGUAAUGGCAGCCACAAAUUUUCAAUUUGAUUGGAGGAAACCGCCAUAUUAAGUGUUUUCUUUGACGCAGGAACAUCUUCUAAGGGAAAAUGAGCUUCCCUCUGGGCUCACCAACUUCUGUGCGAAAAACUUCUACUGCAUGUCUGCUAUCCUUCUAUGCACAGAUGGCAUCAUCCUGCAUUUUCUUCACACGAUCAUCCGUCACUCACCCACCUCACUGCCUAAAGUUGCCAUUCCACAAGAAUGUUCAUGGUUGGAUCAGUCAAAUCAUCAUGCUAUGCCUACCUCUUCUGAUCAUAGGGGAAUCUAUGAAAUCUGUCAUGCCAUGCCUUCCAUUACUGAACUCGUGCUGUAUGAAUGGUGAAGCAUGCUUAGCAAUGACAUCUCAGACCUGAACCUUGGAUUUAAACCUUUAAUAUGCUAUCCUCUUGAUUUUAGUUCAUCAUGCAAGGCCUCUACGGCCUUAUGGUCAUGCAAGGCCUCCACUAAUGAUCAUCCAAGGCCUCUACUUCUUUUGCGCAUCAGCCCUUCACAUAUCUUCAGGGUUUGCUUUUGUUUAUUUUGAGGAUGAGCAUGAUGCUGAUGAUGCGAUCCGAGGUCUUGACAAUAUCCCAUUUGGUUAUGACAGGCGCAGGCUGUCUGUGGAGUGGGCCAAGGGUGAACGUGGCCGUCAUCGGGAGGGUUCUAGGUCAAUGGCAAACCAGAGACCCACUAAAACAUUGUUUGUUAUAAACUUUGAUCCGAUUCGGACAAGGAUACGUGAUAUCGAAAGACAUUUUGAACCUUAUGGGAAGGUUCUUCAUGUUCGAAUUCGACGGAACUUUGCAUUUGUGCAGUAUGAGACACAGGAAGAUGCCACCAAAGCUCUUGAAUGUACACACAUGAGCAAGAUAUUAGACAGGGUGGUGUCUGUUGAGUAUGCUUUGAGGGAUGACAGUGAUAAAUAUGACAGCCCUAGGAGAGGAGGUUACAGUAGGCGUGGGGCAAGUCCUUAUGGGCGAUCGCCUAGUCCAGUGAAUCGCAGGGGUCGACCAAGCCCUGAUUAUGGUCGAGCACGGAGCCCAGUCUAUGAUAGGUACAAUGGUCCAGCAUAUGAACGUAACAGGAGCCCUGAAUAUGGCAGAUAUCGCAGCCGAUCACCUGUUCGGAGAUCAAGAACAUGAAGACCCUUUGAGUUGAAGGGGACAUGCGCACACAAAUCAAACGUGUCAUUCACUGGCUGUUUGCCAAGCUUUAGAAUCAUUAAUGCACAGAAGUAAUUUAAAAUAGUGAGUAGGUUCUUUCCUGUAAUGUGAUGAAGUUCAUGGACCCUUAGGGGUGUGGGGUGUGAAGAGUGAAGAAACCUUAUCUUUUCCUCGUCAAGUGUUCAGAUAUUGGCUGAAUUGGCUUUUGGGUCAUGGAUGUGGAUACAUUUAUUUCUUAAACCUUGUUCAGCCAUAACUAGAAAUAACUCUAGUUGGAAAAUAAGAUUAUCAACUCUGAAUGAAAUAUUAUUUUAGCAUUCUACAAUGUGAUGGAAUGGGAUUCUCAUUUACUUCAA